Messenger RNA from Cyprinus carpio (common carp), 839 nucleotides. RefSeq names its product myelin protein zero-like 1 like (gene mpzl1l). Gene Ontology annotation, cellular component: cell surface; membrane; focal adhesion. The record is from RefSeq and is a predicted model, not a curated record. NCBI's taxonomy places the organism in Eukaryota, Metazoa, Chordata, Actinopteri, Cypriniformes, Cyprinidae.
CCUCAUGUCUUCAUCUGAGCUGCUGGGUGUGUUGUGUGUCUCAUCUGAUCACUGAAGCCUGGAUAUAAGGCUUCCGAUUUUCACACGCAAUUAUGCUUUAUUGUGUCUCUGCUGCGUUUAUUUUCGCUGGUGUGUUUGGUGUGUCAGCGAUAGAGGUGUUCACUCCAGCCGAGGUGUUUGUGGAGAACGGGACCACAGUCACUCUGUCCUGCAGCUUCAAGUCUAGAGAACUGAUCAGCAGUUCUUCAUCAGUGACGUGGUCUUUCCUUCCGGAGGGAGAAGCCGUAGCGUUCACUUCAAUCUUCUAUUACACCGGAGGGAAGCAGUUUCCGGGCUCGGUGCCGCAGUUUGAGUCUCGUGUGGAAUGGGCCGGAGACAUGAACAAGAAUGACGCGUCGAUCCGUGUGAUCCAGAUGCAGUUCAAGGACAACGGGACGUUCAGCUGCGACGUGAAGAACCCUCCAGACAUCUCCGGACAGAUGUCCUUCACUAAAGUCAGGGUGGUCAUGAAAGAGGCUCUUCCUCAGACCAGCGCGGCGGUGAUCGUGGGAGGCGUGAUCGGAGCCGUGAUCGGCAUCAUCAUCAUCGCUGUGGUCACCUACCUGAUCAUCAGACGACAGGAGCACAGUCACGACUACAGAGGCUGCACCUCGUUAGAGAGUGUGAGCUCACAGAACACUCGGGUGGGGAAGAAAGCGGAGUCUAGUAACGACAACUCAUGCUGCUCCAGCCCCUCCGCCCCCGUACAGGGGCCGGUGAUUUACGCCCAGCUCGAUCACUCCGGCAGCAAGAACUCCUUCCACAAGAUGGAGGGGGUGGUGUGGUGUAGGCAUACGUAA